CUCACUUCCUAGUCCAAACUACGAAACCUGAGUGUUGAGUCAUUGUGAACUUUACCGUGAGAUAAACUAAAGAAACACCAGGCGCAGUCAUGGCUGGAAACUCGGAACCGAGGAGUGUUUCGUUUCCCGUUUCUGGAAUAGUGAUAGCAGUAGUGUCAAGUUUCAUUAAUGGGUCGACAUUUGUGCUUCAAAAAAAGGGAAUAUUACGCUCACGCGACAGAGGAGGGUCGUACCUGACAGAUGUGGUGUGGUGGAGUGGCACACUGUCCAUGAUUAUUGGUCAAAUUGGGAAUUUCCUGGCGUACAAUGUGGCCCCCGCUGUAAUAGUUACACCACUAGGAGCCCUUGGAGUGUUAUUUGGGGCUGUGCUGGCUUCUUGGAUCCUGAAGGAGCAUUUAAAUAUCCUGGGAAAGCUGGGCUGUGUAUUGUGUUGCUGUGGCUCUGUUGUGCUCAUCGUUCAUGCCCCUAAAGCGGAGACCGUUACAUCGAGACUGGAGUUAGAGGAGAGGCUAUCGGACCCAGUGUUUGUAGUGUACGCCCUCUUGGUGGUCCUGCUGCUGGUCCUUCUCAUUGUGUGGAUUGCUCCAGCUCACGGCACAUCAAACAUCAUGGUAUAUGUCGCCAUAUGUUCCCUCUUGGGAAGCUUCACUGUCCCGAGCAGCAAAGGACUUGGCCUGGUGUCACAAGACGUCUUUGGAGAAGGGCCGUCGAGCAGCCGAGCUCUGGCUCUCUUCCUGGGCUUGUUGGGGACUCUGGCGGUCAGCAUCCUGAUCCAGUUCUUCUUCAUCAACAAGGCCCUGGAGUGUUUCAGCUCCAACAUGUUUGAAGCCAUAUACUAUGUAACAUUCACGUCCACCGUGAUUCUGGCUUCUGCUCUUCUCUUCAAGGAGUGGACUGCCCUGACGUUGACGGACAGCCUGGCCAUGCUCUGUGGUCUGACAACAGUGUGUGUCGGGGUAGUUUUACUCCGCAUUUCCCAAGAGGCUGUGAUUACUUGGAAGAAGAAGACAGACUGAUUGAGAUUCCUUCACAUUUAUAUGACAUCUGUGCCAAACUGCAAACUGCCAAAAAAAAAAAAUUAAAUUAUGAUUUGUUUAAAAAAAAUAUGAUGGACUCUUCAGGAGAGGUUAUUAUCUUCACUUGAUUUUCUGCGCGGGAAAGUCCUCGGAGGACACAGUCUUGUGAACGUAGUCAUACGGAGACAUCCAGAGAGAGUUGAAACUCAUUUGGCAACGGCUUGAAUGUAACGGACGUUAACUAAUAUCCAAAAGUUACGCACUAAAAAUAACUGCAACACCUAAACACUACAUGUUGCAGUUAUGUACAGUAAGUGUGUGAGAAUCAGUUAGCAAGAGAAUGGAGACUUUUAAACAGGUAGCUUUAAGAGUGAUGACUAAACAGUUCAAAUGAUUAGCUAAAAGUAUCGUUAAUGGAUAAGUGGUUGAAACAGUGGUGGAGUUGAUAAGACACAUACCUUUGGUGUGGGAGAUCAGGGUUCAAUUCCCACUGCAAUACAUCAACCAAGGUGUCACUGAGCAAGACACUUACCCCUAGUUGCUCCAGAGGCGUGCAACCUCUAACAUACUGUAUAUAGCAUAUAGUAUAUUGGAUAAAAGCGUCAGCUAAUGACAUGUAAUGUAAUGUUACAUUCAUCUCCACUCCGGAUAGUAGUACGCGUGUAAUAGUACGAUUGCUGACUCAGCCGACCUCAAUAUUGACAGUUCAGUUGCAUGAAACAAGGAACAAUAUCCACUUUAACAUUUAACAGUUACACAUUUAGAACAUCCGUUGGUAACUGAUGAAGUCCAAAGGCUGUAGGGGGGACCUCAGUCCAAAAGGUGAUGAUAUUAUUAUUAUUAUUAUUAUUAUAAUAACACAGAGUCUAUGCUUGAUUUGUCCAGUUGAAAUGACCAAACUGUAUUUAUUAAGAGUACAAGUUAUUAACUAGUUUAACAUUUUACUAGAAUCUUCUUGCAGUUUCUCAUGGAACAGUUCUUAGUUACUGUGUAACCCACAAAUAUCUCCAAAAGGAAAAGUUUUUCUUUCUUAAAUCAUUCCAUCUUUUACUUCAUUAAUACUUACAAAUGCAACUCUCAUCAACCUAAGACCAUCUCUUUACCUAUCACACCUUUUAAACAGGGGAACAGGUAAUGUGUCAAGCUUUGUUUCGUUUUUAGCAAAUAGUUGGAAAGAAGCUUACAGAACAUUGGUAACUGGUUAAAAAGAAACUGCGAAUAAUUCUGUUUCCUUUCAUCCACUCAGAGCUUUAAUAGAGCCCUUGGAUGUUCUCCUCUUCUCCCGGUACUAGACUGGAUCAACCACCUGACUUAUUCAGUGUGCCUGUGAAUUAUUCAGUGUCAUUUCAGAACCCUUUAACCCAUGUGUUGUCUUCCUGUCUACCAUUGUCCUUCCAGGGACAAAAUUGAAAAUUAACUCUUUUUUUUUGCUUUUUCUGUUGUUUUGUUGUUUGUGUCGCUUUAUUUGAGGAUUUUGGCGCUUUAAAAAAAUAAAUUCCCUUUCUUUUUAACUUCAUGGUCAUUAAACCUCAUUUAAAUGACAUACCUAAUUUUUGAGUUUAAAAAAAAGCUAAAACUAUGAAUUAUUUCAACUAAUAGUCAACAUAAGAGGAGGCUGAGUGAAUCACAGACUGGUUUAUGUCAAACUUUAGUCAAAACUGUUUUUUUCUUUUUAAAUGCUAUGAACAAAAACUCAGUUAAAGUAAUUUUAAUUUGACCUGCAAAGCAUGGUGCAUCCAAGUUAUGUCUGGUCAAUUUGGUUGUAAGCAAGCCAUAUUUCUGAUAUAAAAACUUUGAAAACGGGUGUAGAAGGUGAGUGAAGGAGCAUUUUGUCAAAAGGAGAGAUUUGUAAAGCUGAUGUACCAAAUAUUAUAAACCUUUGUCCUGUGGCCACUGGCUGCUUUGUCACAAUAUUCAAUGGUACUACAUGUGGUUUGGAUUAUGGAUUAUUUAUGUACAUAAAACAUGUUUGCCUUCAUUUGUACUUUUUUGUCAGAAAUGGUUUAAUAGGGAUGCGUAGUGACUUGACCAAUCAACCCACACUUGAAAGUGUGCUGGUUGUGGCAAGCAUUUGUCAUACCAAAGGGUCCAAGAGAAAUACACUAUGCU
Messenger RNA from Etheostoma spectabile (orangethroat darter), 3125 nucleotides. RefSeq names its product NIPA magnesium transporter 1 (gene nipa1). Gene Ontology annotation, biological process: magnesium ion transport. Gene Ontology annotation, molecular function: magnesium ion transmembrane transporter activity. The transcript is spliced from 5 exons. Gene Ontology annotation, cellular component: membrane. NCBI's taxonomy places the organism in Eukaryota, Metazoa, Chordata, Actinopteri, Perciformes, Percidae. The record is from RefSeq and is a predicted model, not a curated record. The coding region runs from base 90 to 1016 and encodes 308 amino acids.